GACAAGCUGGCAAACUACGGGCAGCUCCAGCUGGACAUUUGCUGGGCAUACGCGCUGCUGGGGGAUGCCAGCUAUCUUCCAGAUGCUGAGGCCCGACUCCAGGUUGCAGAGCGCAUGAUCCGACGACAGGUUGACAAGAACUUCUUGGCCUUGGCAGAGGUGAAAGCAGAACAAGGAGCCACCUUACCACCAGAAGUGCUUCCUUCGGUUCGGCUUUGGCUGCUCCGUGGUGUAGCAAAAGCUGGGCGGGGCUCGGUCGCCGCGGCGCGCGAGGAUCUCCAGCGCGCCGCGCUUUUCAUCCAGGCUUUGCAGGUGGACGAGACGGCCGUCGCUUCCCUUCUCAGCCUAG
This is a messenger RNA of Symbiodinium necroappetens, 349 nucleotides long. Lineage: Eukaryota; Dinophyceae; Suessiales; Symbiodiniaceae. The record is from the annotation of a GenBank genome assembly.